UUUGGAUUGCGCUCAGAUCUUAACAGAAAGACGCACACGCACUUACAGAGCAGGAGUGGAGCAACAGACUGCGGAUCUGAGUGCCCUUUACCAGAGACUACUGUGCCUGUAAUUAAGGGGAUCAAAGCUCCCCUGGGAAUCGGCACAAACUCUACCCGUCUUAGAGGCACCUCAUCUUGGAUUGCAAUCUGGCUAUGUAUCGAUGGCAAUGCUUCUGAAUGUGGAUACUAUACACAGAAGAACAUAAAGGACAUCCGUUUCAGAAAGGGUAAAAAGAUCUGUAUACGGAACAAAAUGUACAGAUUAUUUAAGGAGCUGCAGGCACUUAUAUGUAAAUAAGGUAUUUUGACAGCAAGAAUGGAAGGAAUUUAUUAGACUUCUGCUGUUUAAGAAGGAAUAUUACAAUGCUCUGCAAAAUAUUUAAGUGAUGAUCUUUCAGUGGAAUAAGGGUGGAAUUGACUAGUUUGAGGAGACUUUCAACGCAACGGAAAUAAAAUCGAAUUAUUUGUUGGGAUAUAUAUUUAGCCAAUCCAAAAUAUCACUUAAGUGCUAAAUGACGAAAAAGAGAACGAAGCUGCAGCACAUUUAAAUGACAAGUCUUUCUGUGUGUUUAAUGGUCGGAUAUAUCGUUUAAAAUAAACGCUAUUACCUUUUUCUUUUGUGAGUGCCCGUCGUGCUUCAUGAAAUCCACCCGUUAAAUGCGGGUAUUAGCGCACUAAUUGAUUAAUACUGUAGAAGGGCUCACACUUUUUACUAAAGACGUUUUUGUGCUUCCUUUAGCGGAGAUCUUGGAUUCUGGCAUUUUUUUCUGGGAAACACGGAUCUAUUGAGGAGCGCUUCAUUCCAAACAACGGUCUCACGCCAGCCCCUGUCAUCCAGUCUAGACAAUUUGUCGUGGCUUUGAGUCCCGAGGUAACCAUGGCGACGAUCAGAAGCUCUAUGUGAAUUUUGGAGAAAAGGAGCAAAAACGAGUGAAAGAGUGGGCGAGGGAGAGUGUUCUUCAUUCAGUUGUGGUGAAAGUCUAAUUGGCCUGAGAGUUUCUCUCUCUCUCUCUCUCUCUCUCUCUCUCUCUCUCUCUCUCUCUCUCUCUCUCUCUCCCUCUCCCUCCUCUCGCGCGCUCGCUCGCUCGCUCAGUCUCUCUCUACUCCAGGAGACCGAGACACCGAGUAAAAAAGCUGGAGCCCACGGCUAAGCCAGUGCUGUUCAAAAGCAUUCUGGUCCAUGUUAUUCAACUCCGCACUGAACUAUUAAAAGUAUCGUCUUGCCCGACUUGGACCUUGCCUAUUUCUGAAAGCAUCGGGCUAACACACUUUACAUGUUAGCAGCAGGAAACCCUAACCCCAACACGCAGAAAUAAAGGCGUUCGUUUCAAUAUGCGUGAUCACCUCUCUCCACGCAGCAUGGGGAUUUCUCUGCUGGUCCUUCUCAUUUGCAGCUUGAUGUCGGUUCGCUUAGGGGUUUGCCAACCUUAUCUACGGCUGCGACCUUCCCCAAGCGACAACCUGCCGGUGGUGGAUAUCAUCGAGCACCCGGACCCGGAAUACGAUCCCCGGGAGCAGGACUUAAAUGAAAAGUUACUGAGGAAAAAGCUGGGCAGUAAUUUUGACCCAAACUUCAUGUCAGUAAGUGCCCCUCUUCAUGCCAAUCACUCAGUACAAGAGCCACUUCACAAAUUCAGGCUUCCUGGUCCCAUGCCCAGCGAAAUCAAGAAGAUGGACCUGUCCGAAACGCCAUAUGGUUUACGAAUGAAAAUUGGAAAGAAGGCGAGAAGGAAAUUUCUGCAGUGGCUUUGGACCUACACACACUGCCCCGUAGUGUAUACUUGGAAAGACCUGGGCGUCCGCUUUUGGCCACGAUACAUCAAGGAAGGAAGCUGCUUCAGUGAGCGCUCCUGCUCCUUCCCUGAAGGGAUGUUCUGUAAACCUGUCAAGUCUGUUACGAAGACUUUCCUCAGAUGGUACUGUCAAGGAUUUUUAAGACAGAAAUACUGCACGUGGAUACCUGUACAGUACCCCAUCAUUUCGGAGUGCAAGUGUUCUUGUUGAGCUUGGGGUUAAAGCAAUAAAAAAAAGACACACAAAUACACAAGGACAACAACAAGAAACAAACUGGAAUUAUAGUAACAAUUGCACUGUAAACCUUUAUUUUAAUGUUAAUUUUAUUUUAUUUUACAAACCAGAGAUGAGCUAUGGUGUUAUCUGGAAAAAUCUGGGAAAGGGAGUCACGAUAGCGAAAUCUAUUUUUAUAUAUAGCAUUCUAAUAAUAAAUUACCAACUUUGUAUAUAUUUAAAUUUUAAAGAAAAUGCAGCUAUUUUUUUUUAAUACAGGACCAUAUUUCAGCCUAUCCAGAAUGUGUUUUUGGAGGGGGUACCUAAGCACUUCCAAAUGUAGGCGAUUUUAUGAAUUCUAUGCCGUGUGAAGUGAGUGGAUGUAAAAAGGCAAAAAAAAAAAAAAAAAACAGAAAAUCGUGUUUUGAAACAAUAUUUGUGCUAUGACUAAAAUGAACAGAAUAUUAUUUACAAGUGCUGCCUAGAUUUUUUUCUAUAUUAAUAAUUAAAACAGAAAAGCUGAGGAUAAAAUUGUAAAAUGAGUGAACUCAGUUUUUGGAAUACAUAUAGUAUUGUAGAGAAGUAAUACAAUGUGUACAAUUUAUUUAUUUUAACAAUUGUGAGCAUAUAGAUACAGAAAUAGAAUAAUAUACCAGUAAUAAUGAAAGAUGUUUACUUGAAUAUUUCUAAAAAAAUAAAGAAAACAUCAUAUAAGUUUAUAUAUAAGUGUUACACUUUUAUAGCAAUAAAGUCUAUCUCUAAAAA
Messenger RNA from Erpetoichthys calabaricus (reedfish), 2813 nucleotides. It is a transcript of the gene nog2, whose product is annotated as noggin 2. Gene Ontology annotation, biological process: osteoblast differentiation; dorsal/ventral pattern formation; negative regulation of BMP signaling pathway. The transcript has a single exon. Bases 1374 to 2045 code for a protein of 223 amino acids. The record is from RefSeq and is a predicted model, not a curated record. Lineage: Eukaryota; Metazoa; Chordata; Cladistia; Polypteriformes; Polypteridae.